Phragmites australis (common reed) is the source of this 2934-nucleotide messenger RNA. RefSeq names its product pentatricopeptide repeat-containing protein At2g44880-like. The transcript is spliced from 3 exons. Bases 45 to 1754 code for a protein of 569 amino acids. The record is from RefSeq and is a predicted model, not a curated record. Gene Ontology annotation, biological process: RNA modification. Gene Ontology annotation, molecular function: RNA binding; protein binding. NCBI's taxonomy places the organism in Eukaryota, Viridiplantae, Streptophyta, Magnoliopsida, Poales, Poaceae.
UCAAAAUAUUCGAACUACACUCCCCGUCCGCCGCCAAAAGGGUAAUGGCACCGCCUCGCCUCCUCCCGCUCCUGCUCGGCCGCCUCCUCGUCGCCGGCGAGAUCCGCCGGAGCCCCGCCCACCUCCGCCGCAUCGUCCCCCUCCUCCCCUCCCACCCCCACCUCGCCGCCGCCCUCUCCAGCCUCUACUUCCCGCUCUUCCCCUCCUCUUCCACCUUCCUCCACAACCUGCUCAUCCGCACCUCCGCCGCGUCCCACUCCCCGCGCCUCUCCUUCGCCGCAUUCUCCUCCCUCCUCCGGGCCGGAUGCCUCCCCGACCGAUUCACCUUUCCUCCCCUCGUCAAGUCCGCCUCCAGGCUCCCUUCCUUCCCGCGCACGGGCGCGCAGGUGCACGCCCAGGCCGUCCGGCGCGGGUUCUUGGCCGAUGUCUUUGUUGUCAAUGCGCUCCUCGCGAUGUACGCCGCGUUUCGCGACACGGCGUCGAUGUGGGACGUGUUCGACUCGUGCGCCGGGGUCACCGACGUGGUCUCUUGGAACACGGUGAUUGGUGGAUACGCGAAGUGCGGGGAGAUUGGGAAUGCCAGGCGGGUGUUCGACGAAAUGCCGCAGAGGAAUGGAGUGUCCUGGAGCGCGAUGGUAGGGGCGUAUGCGGGGGUUGGGGAGCUGGAUGUAGCGAGGGAUAUGUUUGAUCAGAUGCCAUCCAUUGGGAGGAACGUCGUCACAUGGAACUCGAUGGUGACAGGAUUUGCACGCCAUGGGCUACUGCCGUUGGCCAGGAAGAUGUUUGAUGAGAUGCCGGUCAGAAAUCUGGUGUCAUGGAACGCAAUGAUCCGGGGAUAUGCAGUGAACGGCGAGAUGGAUGGUGCAAGGGAAUUGUUUGAUGUGAUGCCGGAGAAGGAUGUGGUUUCUUGGACAUGCAUGAUCUCCGGGUACGCACAGGCUGGACGUUAUGCAGAAACCCUUGACCUAUUCAGGGCAAUGCAGAGUGAGAGCGAUAUUCGGCCUAAUGAGGUGACCAUGGUGAGUGUGCUCUCAGCAUGUGCACAUUUAACAGCUCUGGAGGAAGGGAGGUGGGCUCACACCUUCAUUGACAAGCACAAGAUGGUGCUUGACAAUGAGUUCAAUCUUGGUGCUGCUCUCAUAGACAUGUAUGCCAAGUGUGGGAGAACAGACAUGGCUGUCAAAAUUUUCCAGUCCUUGGACCAGAAGAAUGUCUCUGCCUGGAAUGCACUCAUCACCGGGCUGGCAGUGAAUGGUGAUGCUUGGAAAUGCGUUGACGUGUUUGAGCAGAUGAAGAGGUCAGGAGAAAAUCCGAAUGACAUCACAUUCGUGAGCGUGCUGACAGCUUGUGCCCAUGCUGGGCUGGUUGACGAGGGUCGGCAGUGCUUUCAGAGCAUGGCAUCUGCUUGUGGGGUGCAGCCGGAGAUAAAGCACUACGGCUGCAUGGUUGAUUUGUUAGGUCGAGCAGGGCUUCUUGAUGAGGCAGAGGAGCUGAUUCGGAGCAUGCCGAUGGCCCCGGAUGUCAAGGUUUUGGGUGCGCUACUAGGUGCUAGUCGAAUGCACAAGAGAUUUGAUGUAGUUGAAAGAGUUCAGAGUGAAAUCCUGAGUCUUAAUACACAGCAGUCUGGCUGCCAUGUUUUGAUAUCUGACAUUUACGCUGUUGCUGGCAAAUGGAUUGAUGCUCUAGAGGCAAGGCAUUUUCUGCAGAAGCAUAGCAUCAGGAAAUUGCCAGGAUCAUCCAGCUCAAUGCAGUAGUUUCUGAGUCUUCCAGAGGUUUUAACAUUUCAGAUUGGGACAUCGGGUUACAUUCUUUCCCAGUAAGUAUGGAGCUUACGGAUAUAAGCAAUAAGCUGUUGGGAUCAGAAAUUCUCGUCAGCAAAACAGUCCCUGUUUAAGUACUGGCUGGAAACAUCUUGUCCCAAAAAAAACAGAAGAUUUGUCUUUUUCCAUGUGCAGCCAGUUUUCACUUGGACAUAAACAUAUUGAUUCGAACAGAUAGACCUAACUUUUAUGGGUUUUUUUUUUCUCCCAAUGAUUGUAUUAUCCUGGACAAUCUGUGGUCGUCAUAGAAAAUAUUCAUGACAAAUUGAUAUUGUGCAAGCCCGCAUCAGAUUACACAUAUUGGUGCCCGCCUCAUGGUCGUUUAGGAGCCUGGUGAAUUUUGAGCAAAUAAAUAUCUUUCUCAGGUUGCUGCUCUAAAAGAUGAUGCUAUCGUUGGUUGGGAAAAUCUUCAAACAUUCAAAAGCUGCCAAAAUGUUGAAGAAAAUGUAUAAUGACAUGCUUGCCUUCCUAAUCUUAAGAAAUUGCUGCUACCUUCCCGAUGAUCCACGGUGCAAGUUCCUAACCGUAAGUUGCCCAGCUAUUUUUGACCUGUUGGAACUGGACAAGUCCUAAAUUAAUCCUGUGACUUUAGUACCAAGCUUUUCGAGCUGCAUGCCACAGUAUCAAUUAGGCCCCGUUUGGAAUUUAAGGAUUUUUCCCGAUUCUUGUGAGAAUUGAGUUCUGUGAAAUCCCUGCAAAAAUUCACAUUAACUUCUUGUGUUUGAAGCAUGCCCUUACCCUUGGGCAGCAUUAUUCAACCUUAUAUAAUCAGGAACCCUACAAGUAAUCCCACUAACAUAGUCAACUAGCUAUUAUCUGCUUCCUAAGUAGAUCUGUGACCAAUCUCCGAAACACACACACACACACAAAAAGUGCUAGCCGAAUCCACUAACAUGAAGGCAAUACAAUAGAAGAGCAAUUCAUAUGGCACAGUACUCUGGUUACUGGUUUUCCUUGUGAUGGUUAUAUGUAUCAUGUUACCUCAACAACUUUUAUGCUUAGCUCUUGAUUUUCAGGGUAUCUGGAUGUAUUACGAAGACCAAAAUAUAUUGUACUCAACCCGAGAGAUGUUUCCAACGAUUUGCUACAUGAUCAGAUAAAAAAAAAUUAUACG